Molecule: messenger RNA, 2358 nt
Organism: Boeremia exigua
Lineage: Eukaryota; Fungi; Ascomycota; Dothideomycetes; Pleosporales; Didymellaceae
Product: heterokaryon incompatibility protein-domain-containing protein
Exons: 3
Coding region: 1-2358 (785 amino acids)
Source: RefSeq, a predicted model, not a curated record
AUGCCACCUAUGAUGGAUUCCCGCAUCUAUACACCUCUCUCAACGGAUUCAGAUACUCUAGAUAUCCGACUUCUCCGUUUGGAACCAAGCUCGGACCGGAACGCAACGAUAAAAUGUUCCUUAUUCGCUUACAGCCUUGUCGAUCUCCGCGGAAGACCACACCUGUAUGAAGCUCUGUCAUACGUUUGGGGCGAUCCGGAUGAGGUCGUAUCAAUCGAGGUCUCAGGCUUCGAAGUCAGUGUCACGAAGAAUCUCUGUGCAGCGUUACGGCAAAUACGAGAUCACUACUUUGAUAGGGUUCUUUGGAUUGAUGCAUUGUGCAUCGAUCAAGGGAACAAACCUGAAGUGGCAAGACAGAUUUUGAGUAUGACUCAGAUUUAUAGUCAGGCCAGUCGUGUGCUUGUCUGGCUAGGGGAGGCUGCAGAUGACACCGAAGAUGCGUUCCAGGAGAUACUCGGAAUACGGAACGACGAAUACAUCGGAGCAGUGAAGCGGAUGGUUGAGCGGCCUUGGUUUGGACGUGUUUGGGUAUUGCAAGAGGUCGCAGCAGCUCGACAGAUUCGCGUACUAUGUGGCGAGCAAGAGUUCGACAGCUAUGCCUUUUACGAGGGCCUGAACAGGCUAAGUCGAGACAGAGGUAUCGGCCAUCCAUCGUUGCAUCUUCUGAGGCAAGCUACAUUUCGGUCCUCGUCCACCUCGAGCCAGAAAACCGCACCAUUCGUCAACAAAUAUUGUCUAGGCGAGUUGCUUGACCUGUACCAUGAGUACGGGGCUACAAAACGGCAUGACAAAGUGUAUGCUUUACUUGGUAUGAGUGCAGAUGUCAAGACUGUUGCACUGAUACCAGACUAUUCAACAUCGUGGGAUCACCUUCUUCGACAGGUUAUACAGUAUUUGCUGGGCAAAUCCGUCCACGUAGAAUCAUGGCAGAACCGAGAUAUAGCUAUGAUCAGCGGUCAAUGCUGCAUCAUCGGCAGAGUGACCAGUGUUUUUGGAUCUUUUGGAGGCGAAGAGCGUAACCCAGUCAAUGUGUUUGAGAUCCAGGACGGAAAGAAUGCUGGCUGGAGCUUUCCGCCGUCAGCAAAGCCACCCCGAGUGGGCGACUUACUCUGCAUCUUCAAAGAUGCUCAAAAAGCUACACUUCUACGGCCAUGUAGCGAACAUCUUCUUGUAAUCGUAAUCGGCAUUGGCUUGGACAGCCGCCAAAACAGCCGCCAAGAGACAUACGUCCCACGUCGGAGUGCUGAGAAGACAUACCACCUCACAGUACUUUGGGACUGGGAGACGUCAAGACAAGAGCUAUCGGAUAUUGUCCAGGAUCGCACGAAUACGGGCGGUGAAUUUAACCGGUUGGAAGCGGCUGACUUGCGAAUACAGUGUUCAAGGAUUCUUGGCAUAUCGUCAAUUCUCUGUGAUGUCGGCCAAUACGUAGAAGCCUUCGAACGGCUGCGAGUCAUAACCUCAGAUCAGAAGCUUAUGCUUCGUUUGGAUGACGUCCAAGUCGAUGAACUCCAGCAAGCGCUGCUUAUCAUUCACGUGUUGGAAUCGACUCCACAUCCCAAAGCAGGCAGUGUCUGGUCCGCACUGAAGACGGUGGGCGGCAAUUUGGAAGAUCCGAAAAACUGGAAUUCAAUCAAAACCGCGGUCAAUGGUCUUCACCUCAAACAGUACGAGCUUACAGAGGAGAAACUUGUUGAAACAGCAGAUAACCCAUUCCCCGAGGUAACUCUCUUUCUGUUAAAGGCAAGGCCCGAACUCUUUCGAUACCCGGAGGCGAUUUUCCUUACACUGGUUACCCACGCGCUUAACAGACCCCAGCUUCCGGCUAUGCUCGAGCAAUUGCUGAUCAGAGAGCACGAAAGCGAGACGCAGAAUCUCAAACGUGUUCUAGAGCUUACGGCAGGGGUUCAAGGCAAUGCCAGCAUCUUACUGAGGAUCAUAUUACUGAAUAGACACCCAGAAGUACCCGAUACAAUGUUAGCUUUGGAUGACUUAUUGGGGAAUCUCUUUCGGUCCGGGCAAAUGUAUCUGAGCUUUCUAUCAGAAGAGAAAGAUGAUGACCUUCACGCGACAAACAAGGCGCAGUCUACGCCAUGUAGUAGCUCAGCGCUGAAGCAACUGCUGCAUCUCCUCGACGAGCAACCCAUCCCGAUCACAGAAAACGUGAUCAAGUUGGCACUUCUGAAUGGUAGAGCCAGAAUAGUGGACCUCCUCCUGAACCAUUUCGGUGAACAAAUCAAGAUCACAGAACCAUUUCUCGAGGGAGUAAGCCGUAUCGGAACGAUCAACAGGUCGAUCAUACGCGUGCUGAGGGACAGAGAGGCGAUAGAGCCUGAUUUGGCCGAUCGUUAUCUUUAA